AUGAAAAAAAAAAUUGUACAAAUAGGAAGAGGUGAAGAGCUGCUGGACACUUACAGUAGCUGGGCUUACAGUCACUGGAGUGGGCUGCUGUCGAAAAGUGGAAGAAGUCUACAGUCGCUGGACGGAUCCUUCAACAACAAGUGGAAGGCUGCUCCGGCGAUCGACGCUCUUCUCUUCUCCCUCAUCCUCUUCUGCGUCACCUGCUACAGCACCAGCAGCAGUCCUCCUCUGUGUCGCCUGCUACACGAGCAUCAGCAACCCUUUUUUGCGUUGCUUGCUACAGCCGGUGCUGGUGCUGGUGCUGUGGAGAUGAUUUCUGACAUGGGUUUUGAGCCAAUUGAUCAAUCUUCUGUUGCCGGGGAAACUGAAAAUCAAUCAAAGGAGAUUGGGAAGGUACUAUGUUCAGAUGUUGGGGCUGCUGAAAUUGAUCAUAAUUAUAGUACUGCUAGUUUUCUGUCUCCUCUGGACACCAAGGAUUGUUCUAACAAAAAUAAUUCGGGAUUUGAUGAUGAUCGGCUUGUUAACUCAAGAAGUCAAGAGCAAAUUGCUGAUAUUAGACUCGAUAAGCUUAAACCUGGAAGUUUCCUUCCCAGUGUGAAAUGCAGUUCUAGCCCUGAAGCCGCUUCAUAUGUGAAGGACCACGAAAACUGUGGCUUUCUGAAGUCUUCAUGCAAUGACGAGACAAUUAGUAUGGUGUCAGAUGUUGAUGAAAGCAUGAACAAAAGAUCUCCUUCUUCUUCUAUUGCAGAUGAUGAUGCUUCUUCCGAUGGACCAUCAUCUGCUAACUUCUUCAGUGGCUGUAAUAUGGUUGAUGGCAGAAUGGAAAUUGAUUUCUAUGCUGAUUAUAUCAAUUAUCGUGGUGUACAUUAUGUGGAUUCCACGGUGACAUUUUCGAGAAGUUCUGUAAUAGUUAAAAGCAAAACUAUCAAUGGGAAUCCGGGGACUUUUCAUAUUCAGUUGGAAAUUGAGGAUAUCAUCAAAAUAGAGUCCCAGUGGUCAGCUCGUUAUGAGUUGGGCUUAAUAAGUGUCCACUUCGUCUCAAACAGCGCAGUAGGAGACGAGACUGUUGACAAUACUUCAGGAAUUCAGGAGUUGUAUUUUCCAGCAGUUGACUCUAACUGGUAUGAAAAACAAGAAGCAAUUGAAUCUCUGAAUAUGAGAUAUAAAGAACUGUGGAAAGUCCGGCUUGAUAUUGAAAGAGAAGAUUGUACAGAAGCCACACAUGAAGGGAAAGCCAUGCAGCAGUCAAGAAGCUAUUUCCCCAAUUACCACUGGAGUCUUAUAGUAAUAUGCUAUUUUGGCAAAGUGGUCGACUACGAAGAUGUUGAUGCAAAUAAAUUAGCCAGAGUUCCAUGCAUAUUGCAUAUGGAUUCUAUAAAAGGAAGUCACGCGGGCCUUAAGGAUCUUAUGCAAAGUUAUCUAUGGGAGGAGUGGAAAGAAAGGCAGAAGGAAACACAUGAAGAUUUGUACUCAAAAUUUAGAAACUUAAAAUUCAUUUCACUUGAGCUACCUCAGCAGCAAAACUCAUUUGACUGUGGCCUCUUCUUGCUUCACUAUGUAGAGCUUUUUCUCGAGGAAGUUCCUGCUGACUUCAACAUACAUAAGAUAACUUCAUUGAGCAACUUUCUUACCGCAGAUUGGUUUCCCCCUGGUGAAGCUUCCAUCAAGAGAGCACAUAUUGAGAGAUUAAUAUAUGACCUAUGUGAGAAUCAUUCUGGAGGAAGUUCUUCAUCUAUUGGCAGUGACAUGCAUUGUUAUCCUAAUGGUAGCAAGACAACUAAUGAAUAUGGAAAUGCCGAGCAGCUUGUUUCAGAAAAAUCUGUUCCUACACAGGAUUGUCAUGUCAGUUCACUAGUUGGCUCUGGAGUUGAGAUGACUUUAUUACAAACUUCGUCUUCGAGGAGUACUCAAUGUGCCAGCAAUACAGGAUUGGUUUUAAGGGAGUUUUUUGAGCCAGGAUCUGCUUCGGGAUCAUUUAUUGAUGGACACUGUCAAGCCUUCGAGCAUCGAUCAUCUCUCAAUGAGCUUAAGAGACCUAUUUCUCCAAUUCAGGAAGAGAUGGAAGCUAAUGGGCACUUUGUCUAUACAACACCAGCAGAAAUUGCUUACCCAGAUAUCACAGCAGAAGCAUCUAUCUUUCCUUACCCGUGUGGAGAUUUUAGAUUAGAAUCUGUUCCCCAUGCUGCAUUAGAGGAUUCUGAUUCAUCUCCGGCAGAUUCAGUUUGUGAUUCCGAUAACUUAUUAGAAGUGAAGGAUGAUGAAAAAUGUCUAUCUGUUGGAGAAAUCAGCUUAGAGGAUAAAAUACAGGAGCCAAGAUGUGUAUCGCCCGAAAAUGUAGAGCACUUGCCCGAGUUCUUUGGCUCUGCUUCUGGCAAAAUGCCAAAUGCUGCAGAAUCUCGCUGCCAUGAUCAAACAAGUGAGCACAAUGAUAAUGCGCAUUCGAUCAUCUCUUUCCCAAAUAAUUUGCAGGAAUUUUAUCAUCAAGGAAAUGAGUUUCUGAGUGAUGGUAUGGGUCGUGAGUGCUUUGCUGAUUGCCCAGCCUCUGCUUCUGGUGAGAUUUUGUUGGAUGCUUCGGACUCUGAAAGCCCAAUUCGAAUGCUCGACCAAAAUGAUCACGUGGAUGCACUCGCACGUUCUUUGAAGAAUUCACCACAAUCUUCCCCUCAUGAUGAUGAUAUUAUGCUCGAUGAUGUUGACAUUGGCAGCGAGUCAGUAAUGGAAUCCGACAUGCAGCGUGCUGCAAAGAGGAUGCGACUUGAUCCUGUUACCCAAGAGGAAGAACUAAUGAGUAACUUAUCCAAGGAUGAUCCACCCUUGUGA
Molecule: messenger RNA, 2820 nt
Organism: Fraxinus pennsylvanica
Lineage: Eukaryota; Viridiplantae; Streptophyta; Magnoliopsida; Lamiales; Oleaceae
Source: the annotation of a GenBank genome assembly